CGCACGCAAUUCUGUUUAACCAACUCCACGGCUCCGUUCAGGAAAAGCCUCCUUUGCUUCAAGACGAAGCUUCUGGGACGGUCUUUUUACUUGCUGCCACCAUCUCGUUUGCCCGCCGAGAGAAGCCGCCGGCCACCGAGAUCCCUUCUUCUUAAUUCUCAAACUUAUCGCUCUGUCGUAGAAUUUCAGGUUUAAUUAGGGUUUCGCAAAUCUCGAUGAAAUCAUGGGUGAUUUCAAGGAUUCAGUGUCAAAGUCGGUUAGCGAGACGGUGAAUGGGUCGCACAAGUUCACGAUCAAGGGGUAUUCGUUGGCGAAGGGGAUGGGAGCAGGUAAAUGCAUCUCGAGCGACUUUUUCACGGUGGGCGGAUAUGAUUGGGCGAUUUACUUUUACCCGGACGGCAAAAACCCGGAGGAUAACACCAUGUACGUCUCGGUGUUUAUUGCGCUGGCAAGUGAUGGUACCGAUGUGAGGGCUCUGUUCGAGCUCACGCUUAUGGACCAGAGCGGCAAAGGAAAGCACAAGGUGCAUAGCCACUUUGAUCGUGCGCUUGAGAGCGGUCCCUACACUUUGAAGUAUAGAGGGAGCAUGUGGGGAUACAAGCGUUUCUUCAGAAGGAUAACUUUGGAAACUUCUGACUAUCUAAAGGACGAUUGUCUCAUCAUGAACUGCACUGUUGGAGUUGUCAGAACUCGCCUUGAGGGGCCAAAUCAAUACUCCAUCCCUGUACCACCAUCAGAAAUGGGUCAGGGUUUUAAAGAGAUGUUAGAAUCUGAAGUUGGUUGUGAUGUGGUUUUUCAGGUUGGUGAUGAGACAUUUAAAGCUCAUAAAUUGAUCCUUGCUGCCCGUUCCCCUGUUUUUAGUGCACAGUUUUUUGGACUUGUUGGGGAUCCUCCAAACUUGGAUGCAGUUGUAGUGAAGGAUAUCGAGCCCUCAAUCUUCAAGGCAAUGCUCCUUUUUAUUUACACAGACAAGCUUCCUGAUGUACAUGAGGUUACAGGCUCAACAUCUAUGUGCACAUCCACCAACAUGGUACAGCAUCUAUUAGCUGUUGCUGAUCUCUAUAAUCUGGAUCGACUGAAAUUGUUGUGUGAAUCAAAAUUGUGUGAGGAACUGAAUGCUGACACUGUGGCAACAACUCUUGCACUGGCUGAGCAGCACCAUUGUACACAGCUCAAGUCCAUCUGUUUAAAAUUUGCUGCAAGUCCAGCAAACUUGGGAGGUGCGUAGGAGAAAGAAGAGGAGUUUGAGCCUGGUGGAACAAGUCAGAAAGACAAGGAUGAUGAUGAUUUGGUGGCUGAGCAAGAAGAAUUAGAAGGAGCUGACUUAGCUGGAUCGCCAUUCACUUCUAAAGUUAGGUUUCGUCUCAACAACUGGCAUGUGACUUGUGGAGGCAAGGACUGCUGUCUCAAGGCAGUUCUUUCCCUGUGCUUGGAGAAUUUUAGGAGCUCAAGGUUGAAAAUCUGUUUCAAGUUGGAGAAUAUGGACACAUGUGGGCUAUCAACAACUGGCAUAAAGUAACAAAUUGCCUUUUUCUGAAGCCCUUUACAGUCUGAAGAUUUUGAAAUGGUUGUUGUUUCCAAAUUAUCUUGGCUUCUUUCAUUAAGGGGUUUUCUUAUUCAUUUAUUGGGAACUAGGUAAGAUCUGACAAUUGUACUAUUUUAGCAGGCAGACUAUGUGGUGAAUUCUAUUGUUUUCCCUUUUUUUAAGGCUAGAUGAUUUUUGUUUAAUUCCAUUUUGGAUCAUUGUUUGGAUGGAUAAUGGGACAAUAGACUGAUGACAUUAUGCAAGGAUGUAUGGCAGUUAAGACAUGGUAAAUAAGAUCUAUACCUUAUGUAGAGAAAUGAACUUGAGCAGGAUAUGCUCUAUGCUGAGUAGAAUGCUUUGAAUGAUAAUUUUCGUCAUUUAUCGCUUUUGAAGUAUUAUAUUUGACAUAUAUUGGAGCUGACUGCACCUGUUGUUCUCUUGACUUUUGCAACAGACGUAUGUUGUGAGGCCAUGUACUGGUGAAUUUUACAUAUAUGG
Rubroshorea leprosula is the source of this 2023-nucleotide messenger RNA. Lineage: Eukaryota; Viridiplantae; Streptophyta; Magnoliopsida; Malvales; Dipterocarpaceae. The record is from the annotation of a GenBank genome assembly.